AUGGGUCGCAAGCACGCUCCUGAGCCGCUGUCCCUGGCCAGCCCCCAUUCUCGUCCGCACGUUGGCAGCGGCCCCGUCAGCAGCAACGGCUCUGGUCCUGUUUCUCCUGCCGCUGUCACCUCUCCUACCCAGAAAUCCAGUGUCCCGGCCAGCCAGGGCCACCGCAGCCCUCACGUCGCCGAAGCCAGCAUUGAAACUUCUCUGCAAGUCAUCCCAACCCCGACCUCAUCCAAGUCACCUCGCUCGCCCCGGUCCCCGUUCAGCAAGUUCAAUACUACGUCGAAGAAGGGUGAUCCCAGGCAGGUCCAGACAUCACAUGCCCAGAGCCCGUCGCAUCUGCAGUCCAAAUUCGCCGCCCAGCAGUCGCCAGAGUAUCCCCAUUUCGACUACAAGGCUGGUCCUCUCGAGGAGAGCUACGAUCAACAGUUCUACCAUUACCCCUCCGGCGAGGCCCAACACCAGGGCACGCAAGACCAGCACAACCCGACCUCGACCUCGUCAAGACCGCCCGUCGAGCCUCCACCGGCGACGGCACCGACUACCCGGGCGGCACGAGAAGGCGCGGGGUCUCACCAGCACUCUGCGCAGCAGCCUGGAUCCGGCCGGGAGGAAGAGAAACAUUCACGGAGCGCCAGUCGCUUUUUCAACUUCAAGUCCUCCAAAGGCGCCCAGCACCAGCGGGAGCACACUCGCGACUACCACCGUAAGCGCGACCCGAGCCAGCACUCAAACUCGAGCAACGCCACCGGCAGUGGUGAGGCCAUGUCCCGAGGCCAGGAUCCGCAAAUCGCCUCUGACCGCGGAUCGACCAAGACGUCGAAACAUUCAGACCAUUCGAACGAGCUGCAGUCCGCCCAGCCUAACACAAUGGCGCAACCCUCGCGAUCAGACGUCUCGUUGGCAAGCGGCGACUACGACUCGUCAACUUUGAAAAGGGGCAAGCCGAAGCCGUUCACUCUUCUCAAUAGGACCAGGUCGAUGAAGGAGCGGGAGAGCCCCAGUCCGAAGGAGACAAAUCCGGAAGUGAGGAUCCAGGAGCCAGAGCGUGCACAUGUCUACACCGGACAGCAGCCUCUGAAAACUGCGCCGAUCGACAAAGACGGCCAGGUCAAUGACCGUUCUUUCAGACAUAUGAUGGACUCCUCAACUCGUAAUCACUCGGCAGACCGGGCUGUACACCGCGACAGACCAAACAAAGAAACGCGACCCGAUAAAGAUCACACCCAGAGUCAAAAUCGCAGUCAUCCAUCAUCUUUCAAGGAUAGCAGCGGCUCUACCUUCUUUGGCAACUUAAAGAGCUCAGGCUCACGAGCUGCAGACAUGUUCUCGAGUCGAAUCUUCGGCAAUAAGUCAGGUCGAAGCGGCAGCACUACCGAACGCGAGCACGUGGUUGACGAUGAACAUUAUCAGCUGAAGGUACUGAACCUGCCUUUGAUUGAACAAGUUCGAAAGACGCGCAUUUCCAAAAAGCUUGAAGAGGCUCGAGAUAAGACCGAGUUCUGGAUGCCAGCUUUUCCGUGGCGCGCUAUCGACUAUCUCAACUACAAGGGUAGCGAUGUUGAGGGGUUGUACCGAGUUCCCGGAAGUGGACCGCAGGUCAAGAAAUGGCAGAGAAAGUUCGAUGAGGAAUACGACGUCGACCUUUUUGCGCAAGAGGACCUGUAUGAUAUCAAUAUCAUAGGCUCAAUGCUCAAGGCUUGGCUUCGCGAGCUUCCUGACGAACUCUUCCCCAAGGCAGCCCAGGAACGCAUCGCCCGUGAAUGCAAGGAUUCCGAGACCGUCCCGCAACUACUCAUCGAGGAACUGUCCAACCUGCCGCCAUACAACUACUAUCUGCUGUUUGCUAUCACUUGCCACCUGAGUUUGCUUUUAGCCCACUCUGCGAAGAAUAGAAUGGACUAUAGGAACUUGUGCAUCUGCUUCCAGCCAUGUCUCAAGAUUGACGCUUUCUGCUUCAAGUUCCUCGUCUGUGAGUGGAGAGACUGCUGGAAGGGUUGCAGAAGCGAAUCACAGUUCAUCGAGGAAGAGUACGCACUCUUGCACCAGACACCCCCCUCCACACUCGCGGCUGGUGUUGUCGAGCCUCCUCAGGAACCUCAGGCUUCCAAUGGCGGCAGGCAUGGCAACGGCGACGGCAACGGCAAUGGCAAUGGUAACGCACCGCUCGGCCGAAGCAGGACAGAACCUCACAUAGACGAUCGAUAUCUCUCAUCUUCUGACAGUUCCCAACAUGCUGCCACGCAAGGCACGGCUCAGAGUUACGACCAGCAGCAGAAUGGCAAGUUAAGAAAGAAGUCCACGGCGCAGAACGGCAGCGUCAACUCGAUCCCGGCAGGUCUUACAGUCGCGGGUCAGGAAACGUCUGGCAGGGCUGGGGAGUUGCGACCACUCUCGCCCAUCAAGCCGCUUUCACCGCUUGGCUUCUAG
Messenger RNA from Neoarthrinium moseri, 2427 nucleotides. RefSeq lists its product as uncharacterized. Gene Ontology annotation, cellular component: cytoplasm. The transcript is spliced from 3 exons. The coding region runs from base 1 to 2427 and encodes 808 amino acids. The record is from RefSeq and is a predicted model, not a curated record. Gene Ontology annotation, biological process: regulation of GTPase activity; signal transduction. Lineage: Eukaryota; Fungi; Ascomycota; Sordariomycetes; Amphisphaeriales; Apiosporaceae.